AUGGAGUCUGUGACAGCAAUCAGUGAUCGUUUAUCCAUCCCAAAACAUCACAGUCGAUGUCUGUCAAAAACAAGAGUUGUGUGCAUUGUACAUAAUGAUUGGUAUAAGAAUCUAAGGCAAGGAAAAUUGAUUCAAAUUCCACCUACUGAUCAUUUUACCAACUUGGAAGCUGAAAGAUUAUUGGCUGGUUCAUCAUUGACAUUACCAGAAACAUGGCUGAGACUUACAAUCAAAGUUGUUCAAAAACAGAAUGUCUUAGUUGAAAGAUUAAGAGAUGACAACCUAUACAACACAAAUGUAGCAGAUAAUAUAUUUGGACAUUUGAACUAUGUGGCUCAUGAAAAUUUCAAUACACAAUGGCGAAAUGCAUUCCAUUUAUAUAAAGGAUCAAAAAAGAGUGCUCAAAUCAAAGAAUAUGUUAAGUUUAAUUCAUCAGUCCAUCAAUAUAUAGACAAGUUUAAACCCGAGAUUAUUAUCAACUUAGAUACCACUGUAUCAACUUUACCAUUAUCAACUAAAAAACAUAGUGAAUUACACCCUAAUCUAGUUCCUUGUAAAGUUUUAAUAGAAACAGAGACCCAUUUCUUCUUUAUACAACCAUACAUACCAUAUACAUUACAUAAUCUAGUGUUUUAUAGCCCUUCUGUAUUGACCACAUCUCCAGCUAAUACUCUAUUUAUACUCUAUCAGCUAUUACAUUCUAUGCAAUGUCUGCAUCAACAUGGUUUAUCGGCUAAGGGAAUCAAUUUAUGCAAUAUUCUGAUUGAUAAAAACUUAUGGAUAUCUGUGACCACACCCCAAAUCAAAACAUGGAUAAAAGAGAAGCCUGGUGGUAAAGAGGAAAUUGAACCACACAAGGACCAAGAUCAUACUGCUCAAGUUCCAAAAACAGUCUUAAGAUUGACUUCUGAAAAAGAAGAUUUAGUGACAAGUGCUCAGGAUUACUUAACAUCAUACAUUUACAAGCAAUAUUCAAUCAGUGAUCUUCCAACAAUAGUGGAUAAUUGGGUACAUAAAAAGCUGACUAAUUUUCAAUAUCUUAUGAUUUUGAAUCAUCUAGCAGGUCGUGUAAUGAAUGAUCCUAACAAUCAUCCAGUGUUGCCAUGGGUAAUGGAUUUUACUGGCCAUGAUUCAGGGUAUCGAGACCUGACUAUGUCUAAGUAUAGAAUAAACAAGGGAGAUUAUCAAUUAGACUUUACAUAUAACUCUAUGAUUGGUUUAAAUGAAAAUGGUGAGCACAUUCCACAUCAUGUGUCCGAUGUCUUAUCAGAUAUUACAUAUUUUGUUUAUAAGGCCAGACGAACUGAAAAAUCUAUAUUAUGUACUCAUGUCCGCACAAAUUGGGUACCACAUGAAUAUCCUAGCAGUAUGCAGAGAAUGAUGGAAUGGACGCCUGAUGAAUGUAUACCAGAAUUCUAUACAGAUCCUAAUAUAUUUGUUUCUAUCCAUGAAGAUCUACCAGAUUUAGAAAUACCAUUAUGGUGCAGUUCAACGUAUGAUUUUAUCACAAGACAUAUGGCAGCUUUAGAAAGUGAGGCAGUAUCAGAAAUGUUACAUUACUGGAUUGAUCUGACAUUUGGAUAUAAGUUGAGUGGCUCGGCAGCAGUUAAGUCUAAAAAUGUUUAUCUUCAAUUAGUUGAUAACCAUAAAACUAUCACAAACCAUGGAGUGGUGCAACUAUUUACUCAACCACACCCUCAUAGACCCUCCUCAACCCAACCAUUUACCUCUGUUCUUCCACCUAAAAUAUACAGAGAAGUUUUACCAGCUCAAAUGAUGCAGUUACAUCAAACAUCUGGUAGUCAAGAAACUGUUGUCCAUGCUCUAAGAUCCAUGGAAGUAGUAGAUUUUAUUGAUAAAACCAGACCAGAAGAUUUUGCUAUACAAUUACCAAAUAAUUAUACUAAUAUCUUACAAGCUUUAGAUGAUUAUGAAAGUCAGCUAAAUUUCUCUACUAAAGUUCUUCAACAUAAACUAUCAACAGAUGAUAGAAAGAGAUCAAAGUAUCCAGAAGAUGAAGUGAGAGACAUAAUAACAGAAGAUUUAACAGUGUUUAUUUGUAAUAUGUGUGAGAUUUUCCUGUCUCCUAAAUUAAGAGCAUUAGGAUGUAAUGUACCACUGUUAGAACGUUAUAGAUUGAUUCAAUCACUUUGUUCAACAGAAUGUAUUGAUUUACCUAGAACAUACCGAAAAGCUGCAUCGUUUUUGCUAUCAACUGUGAUUAUAGAUGAAAGUGAUCAUGAGAAACCUAAAUUACAAUAUUUAACAGACAAUGAUGAUAGUAUACCUCUUCCAACACCCAGUUAUUUAUUACAACCUUUUACUAAUAUACUACCUUUCCCUGAUUACUUUGAUAAACUAUAUUCUUGUCUGGCAGAACUCAAACAGAAAGAUGAUGAGAUUGAAAAAAUACAUUGGAGUAUGCUUACUCUUGCUGAAAAGAACUCUUUAAUAAAAUCUUUACAGAGAGAAAAGGUUCCUCUUCUUGAUAAAUUUCUACAAAAACAUCAUAAAAAGCUUGGGAAGCAAGGUUUAAACAUCUUAUCUCCAUAUAUUGAAGAGCUGUUCGAGAAUGAGAUCACCACUGUGCAAGCUGCUUGGUGUUUUUUAAAUACAAUGAGUCGAGAAUUAGGACGAGAGGAAACUACCAAAAGACUCAUGCCACAUUUGAUUAAGUUAUUUAGUGGUGAACAUUCCACAGCAAAACAUGUCAAGCUCUAUCAUCGACAGUUUUUAAUGCAGUUGAUUGUAAGACUAGGACUUAAAACGUUUAUUGUGCACUUUGCUACACUGUUAGUUGAGGCUGUAUCAGGCUUUAAAGAUUUCUAUGUGCCCAGUAAAUUUUACAAUGAGGAGUUAUUGGAAGAUCCUAGUCCAGCUUGGGAUACCAAUAUGUCACGAAAUAGAUCACUCAACGAACUGUCCAUAGGACAACCUAAUGAAUUUACAUUCCAAAAUGAUUAUGAAGAGACUACACAUAUAGAUGGUGAUGACAACGAAGAUGAGUUUAUAACUGAUAAUAUGUCUAUGGAAGAUGAAGAUGAAACAAGACCAAUGUCUGGUGAUUCUACUAGUAUAGGUAAACAGUCAACUAGUAGUGAUAUCAGUGAUAUAGUGAUAUCAACACAAGAUGAUGAAGGAGACGACACUCCUCCUAUAUUCGGCAGUGUAGCAUCAGUCCAUAGCAUUGCACAUCUUCUAGAAGAACAGUCCAGACAAAAACUGUUGUCUAUUGAAGAAGGUGAUACUGGGUCAGUGAGUCAGAAUCUAACUCCUUCUCAAUCAGAGAGACAAUCAGGUGCAGAAAGUCAAGAUGAAGACGAUGAACCUAAACCUUCUUCACAAUUCUACCUCUCUGUUGAAGAAACAGAAGCCAUCUGGCACACUAGUCGUAAAGAAAGCAUGGUACGCAGUGAAACUGAAGAUCUCAUGAUGAACAUAUCAACAUCCAGUCCUAAAGAUAUUCUUAAUAUACGUGAUGUGGCCAUGGAGAGUGUCAAGUGGUUGUGCCAUAAAUUAGGACCUGUACUAACAGCUAAACAUUUGUCUCGUAAUUUGAUAAGAAUGAUCUCCCUUUGUUAUAUUGGGGAUGAACAACUGCAAAAUUUAGAAAAAUCAGAUAAUCCUGAUUUAAAAUCCUCGCGUUUAGUUAUUGGUGAUGAACACUGUAUAAAGAUACUGGAUUGUUUAGGAUUUGUAGCUCAGUUAUAUGGUGAACAAGUUAUAUUGUUACAAUACAUACCUUGUAUUGUUGAUUUGGUGUCUGUAUGUCAGAAGAGAUUAACACCUAGAUCUGAAACUGGUAUACUCGGUGCAUUGUUAUUGUUAAGACAUGUUUUACAGUUUUUAACAGAUAAAUCAGUUAUGGACAUUUUAAAGCAAAUGAUAGUUAUUGAGACAUUGAUGCCGAUUAUUAAACUAGUUACCUCCCCUAAUACAUCGUUUCCUGGUGGCAGUUUGAUAAGAACAGUUAUUUGUCAUAAGAUAAUUGAUGUAUUAUAUAUACUUGGCUUACGACUUGGUUUCCAAAUGACUCGACUACAUCUAAAUCAAGCUAUGCAAAUAUUUUUUGAUGCCUUUAAUUGUGUCCAUGGUAAACAUUUAUUAACGAGUUUAAAUUCUAAGAUGGAAUCAACCUCUCCCUCAGCAUUUGGUAGCCAAGGGUCAGAAGAAGGAUACUUGCCCAUUAAAAUGGAUUCCAAUACUAAAGAGUAUAAAAUAGGAUCACCUAUAUCAGUUAAAAGCAUACAUAUGCCUGCUCAACGUCCAAAAUUAGACCAAACACCUAAAUAUCACAGCCUAUCUUCUAUGAAUUUAUUAGAUGAAAAAGAUGAAUUAAACGAGGUCAAAGUAGAAGAUAAAAAUAAAGAUAAUGGACUGAUGGAAUUAGCUGAAGUCUUUACACCAGAAUUAGCAUUGGCAGCUUAUAUACCAAUGUGUCGAAUUUUUGGCAGUAUUCACAUGGAGAAACAUCUACGAUGUGAUGAUUUGAUACGUAAUUUGUGUGCUCAACAAGAUAAAUCUAUGGAUAAUCCACAAUUUCAACAAUCACAGAAUAGCUCAGAAUAUGAGAGAGAUUUACUACUAUCAAAAGAGAAUGAUAAUGAAGUAAUAAAGAGAGAUGUUCGUGGAGGUAUAGGACAGAAUGUAGCUGUUAUAGGUAACAGAAUAGAAUUAACAGAGAGUAUUGAUACUAGCACGUCAACAAUAACAGAAUUUGGUAGAAGUUAUAAACAUUCUGGUAUAUUAUCCAUUAAUCCUGAUAGACUAUGUAGUGAGGAUAUGGAUAAUUAUAAAGGCAGACAUCUAAAAGGAAAUUGGUUAGCAUAUUGGGAACAUGAAUUAGGUUUACAUGAAAGAGAUACAUCGUUUAAUUUUAAACAGAUUAAAUUACAAACAUUUACAGGUCAUACCAAUAGUAUAAGAUCAUUAUUUGUGAUGGACAGUGAGAAUUCUUUUAUUAGUGCCAGUAAAGAUAAAACAGUUAAAUUAUGGUCGCUGUCUAGUUUAGGUGACGGAAAUGGCAAAUGUUCUUGUGUAUAUAACUAUCAACAUCACAAGAAGUCAGUAUUUUCUGUAGCCUAUGUAGAAACAGCUAGACUAGUCGCUAGCUGUGAUAGUACUGUUCAUAUUUGGGACCCAUUUACUGGUUCUACUAUAAAACAACUAGAAUCUAGUAAAUAUGCUCCAGUAGUAGCUGUAGCUCCUAUACCAUCACCUAGUACUAUGAUAGUAACUGCUACCACUGAUGCUACUUUAAGAUUUUUAGAUUUACGAACUGCAAAAUAUGAACACGAAUUCAGAUGUUCUACUGCUUCAGCAGGUUUGAUAAGAUGUGUGGCUGUUAGUCCAGAUGGUAAAUGGAUAGCUGUAGGAUUCUCUACUGGUAUGAUUAUAUUAUUAGAUUUAUUAUCAGGUAUCUUAAUGGCAGCAUGGAAAGCACAUGAUGGAGAAAUACUUCAGAUCAAAGCAUUUGAUAAAAGUAGAUUGGUAUCAACAUCAUUUGAUCAAACAGUCAAAGUCUGGAAAGUAGAAGAUGGCAAGGAAUUGUGUAAUUUGAAAGGCCCUACUGAACCUGUACACUGUAUAUGUUUCUAUAGAAAUCAAGUAUUAAGUGCUACAACAGCAAAUAGAAUAGGUCUUCAUACUACAAUAGAAGAAAAUAGUUCUUUCUCGAGUACAAAGUUAACAUCAGAUACUUUUAAAGGAGUAUUAACCUGUAUGUCUGUCUUACCUCUCAAUAGAGCUUUAUUAGUUGGUGCUGACAAUGGUUCAAUUAGGUUAUUAUGUUGA
This is a messenger RNA of Lottia gigantea (owl limpet), 5793 nucleotides long. RefSeq lists its product as hypothetical. Gene Ontology annotation, molecular function: phosphatidylinositol 3-kinase regulator activity; protein binding. The transcript is spliced from 26 exons. Gene Ontology annotation, biological process: aggrephagy. Lineage: Eukaryota; Metazoa; Mollusca; Gastropoda; Lottiidae. Bases 1 to 5793 code for a protein of 1930 amino acids. Gene Ontology annotation, cellular component: mitochondrion. The record is from RefSeq and is a predicted model, not a curated record.